Messenger RNA from Helobdella robusta, 957 nucleotides. RefSeq lists its product as hypothetical. The transcript is spliced from 8 exons. Gene Ontology annotation, biological process: BMP signaling pathway; cellular response to growth factor stimulus; dorsal/ventral pattern formation. Gene Ontology annotation, molecular function: transforming growth factor beta receptor activity, type I; SMAD binding; ATP binding. The record is from RefSeq and is a predicted model, not a curated record. Gene Ontology annotation, cellular component: plasma membrane; signaling receptor complex. The annotation marks the transcript as partial. Lineage: Eukaryota; Metazoa; Annelida; Clitellata; Rhynchobdellida; Glossiphoniidae.
GGGAUGCCACUGUUGAUGGAGAGGACUAUCUCUAGGCAGAUAACCUUGGAGUCUAUCGUUGGUGUCGGUCGGUAUGGAGAAGUAUGGAAGGCUUCUUGGAGUGGAGAGAAUAUUGCAGUGAAGAUUUUCAAGACAAUAGAUGAGCAGUCGUGGAAAAAUGAAGUUGACAUCUACCAGACAAACAUGAUCCACCAUGCUUCCAUACUCAACUUCAUAGCAGCUGACAGUAAAGACAUAGGAGAUAGUGUACAACUUUGGAUAGUCACAUCAUUCCAUCCUUUUGGUAGCUUGUUUGACUACCUUACCAAUAAUGAGUUGGAUGAAAUAACGGCCCUUAAGAUGUCACUAUCUAUAGCUCACGGCCUAUCCCACUUGCAUAUGUACAUCCCUACUUUCUCACUGGGGGCCAAACCCAGCAUAGCCCAUAGGGAUUUUAAGAGCAAAAAUAUAUUGGUGAAGAAUGAUCUGUCAUGCUGUAUAUCUGACUUUGGUAAACAAAUUUCUUCAUUCUAUCUUGAUAAUUUUGGCAACACUAACAACGUUAAUGUCAACAACAACAACAGGAUUGACAACAACAUCAACAAAAUAGGCACAACGAGAUAUAUGGCUCCAGAGCUUUUAGAUGGAAGGUUACAGAUGAAUAGCUUGGAUGUUGAACUAUGGAAAUUGGCCGACAUCUAUUCGAUGUCUUUGAUAUUCUGGGAGAUUGCCACCAGGACUAAUAUUUCAGAUCUUGCCAGACCAUACCAGCUGCCAUAUUUUGAUAGUGUAUCGUUCGAUCCAACAAUGGAUGAGAUGAAUGCAGUUGUUAAUGUACAACGUGUUAGGCCUGCUUUGUCAAGCGAUUGGAACAGAUCUGUGAUUUUGAAGGAGCUGAUGAGGUCGAUGACGUCGUGUUGGUUCAGUGCAAGAUUGACAGCCCUCUGCGUUAAGAAGAACCUACUGAAGCAUGCCUAA